AGCUCCUGAGCCUGAGCCUGAGCCUGAAGGCUGAAGCUGCUGGCUAGCGCGCUGUGGCCACUUCACUCCCAACUGAUUGAGGCCAAGCGCAGUUGAGGAUGGAAAGAUUUAGGAGUUAUUUGCUUGCUGCCACUGUAGGAAUGUCCGAUGGAAAAGUGCAGCGCCGUCGUUGAGGCAAGACCACAUUUCAGUGGUGUCUGGGCCUGCAGUCAUUUCUGAUCGAGUCGCUUGGCAUCAUCAAGCAGUGCGAGCCUGCCAAAGACCUUGAUGUGGACACAGCUCAUUGCAUUUUAUUCUUAAACUGGAUAAAAGGUCAUCAGCUACACCCAGAGAGCGGCUUGCCUUUGGUGAGCACGUUUGCCUGGCAACUUUUGAUUCGUCGCGGGAAUCAAAAAGCGGAUUUCACAAUAUCGUGUCGGCAUGCCUAAGCGCCAUGCAAACUCUGAGUCCGAGUCCGAAGAAGAGGACUUCAGCGAGUACAGCGACGAAGACAGCGAGUCAGAGGAGGCAGAGUCAGACGCCGAGCCUGACGAAGCCGAUCUUGUUGCACACAAGCCGCGGAAGCCGCAGCGGCCGGUCGCUUACGAAGUGCCAGAAGAGGGGCCCAGCGCAGAGGAGGAGGAAAGAGACGGGGACAGGGGCCUGAGCGAGAGCGAAGGCGCUCUGAGUGAGAAAGCCGCGUCUUCAGGCGAGCAUCCAGAGGACGCUGGGCGGGAAGACGUGCAGGGAAUUGGUUUUGAAGUGGUUCAGAACAGGGUCCCUGUAGAUGGGGGAGAAGGGCCAGCGGAAGACACCGUUCUGAAUGAGCCUGUAGAAGAAGUGAAGGAGUCUGGGAGCGAUGAUGGGGAGGUGCUGGGAGAAAUAGUGGAGUGCGGGGAGGGGGAGGCGCCGGCGCGGCCGAGGGCGCCACCACAGAAGAAAAAGAUAUUGACUAAGCGGGAGUACCCGUCCGACUCGGACGUCAGCAUGCCGGACAGUCCCAAGGCUGCCCCGCUGCCAAAAGCAUUGAAUGGGAGGAGCAUGAAGAUCGAGACAAUUGACCCGGAGGAUGAUGAGGAGAGCGAAGAGGAUGAGGGAGAUGACCCGAACGACGAGGAGUUCCAGCCCGACAGCCCGGUGGCAAAAACCGGUCGCCAUGGCAGCGACCAUGAGGACUCUGAGGCCGAGUCUCAAGAGGACGAAGACAGUUUCAUCGAGUCGGAGUCUGAUGACGACACGCGGCGGCGGUCGCAACGGCGCGCCUCCACGUCGAAGAAGGCGCCUCAGAAGCGCGGCCGCCUGCGCAAGGUCGGGAAGCAGUCGUACGGGGCUUCCUCGGACGAGGACCGGACACGGAAAAGCGUCCGGAGGAGUACUAGAGCGGGGAGUGCGCGGGCACGGAGGGGGACGUACAAGGAGGAUAGUGAGGAGGAAGAGACGGAGGAGUCGGAGGAAGAAUAUGUCGAGAAGAAACCGAAGAAGAGCAAAGGGGGCGGGAAGGCACGGAAGCCGCGGAAGGCGCAGGACGAGGAUGAUUUUAUUGUGGAUGACGAGGAAGAGGAGACUCCGGACGAGUCCGAGGCGUGCGACGAAGAGAGCGACGAGGACUUCACCAUGGGCCGGCGGGUCGGCACCCUGCGGAAAGCCUCAAAACCGCAGCGUCGCGGUCGGAGCGCCCGGAGCGAGCCUUCCCCCUCGGACGACGAAGAAAGCGACGAGGAUUUCGAAACGCGGCGGGGGGGAAGGAAGCAGAAGGGGCGUGCGAGAGCGUCUGGUGGGGGGGCCACCGCGAGAGCGACUCGCUCGCGGGCCGGGAGAAUGGAGCCGAAAUCGUACUACGAAGGGGGGGACUCAGAAGACGAAGAGUAUGCGGCGGCGCCUGCGGCGGUGGAGGAGGAAGAAGACGGAGAGGCGAUUGAGUCCGUUUGGAGUCACCAGCCCGUGGGCACUGCUGAGAAAAAGGAGGCGGCGGGAGAGGACACGGCGCCGAAGGCGGAAUCGGGCCCCCGGGGCCCAAAGGUUGACUGGGACCGCGUUGAGUUUUACGUCAAAUGGAAAGGCCGGUCGUACAUCCACAAUACCUGGGAGUCUCUGGCAACGCUGGAGGGCCUGCCGGGGUUCAAGCGCGUGGGCAACUACAUGAAGCGGAUCGAGCAAGAGUUGGCGCGACGGAACGCGGUGUCGCCAGAGGAGGCGGAGCUGAUGGACGUACAGAAGGAGAUGGACCUGGAGAUGCUGGAGCAGUACACGCAGGUGGAUCGCAUCAUCGCGGAGGGCGUGACGACGGGGGAGGACGGAGAAGAAGUCCAGCAGUACUUCGUGAAGUGGCAGGGCUUGGCGUACGAGGAAGCCACGUGGGAGAACGUGAACGACAUCGCAUUCGCCCAGGACAAGAUCGACGAGUUCAAGACGCGCGAGGCCAACUCGAGCAUCCGGGGCAAGACGGUCGACGAGGCGCGGCGCGUUCUAGAUAUUAAGGAGCGGUUCCUCUCGCUGGCGGAGCAGCCCGAGUGGUUGAAAGGGGGGGGCAAGCUGCGGGACUACCAGCUGGAAGGGCUCAACCGGCUCAUCUACAGCUGGGGCCGCGACAUCAAUAUCAUUCUGGCGGAUGAGAUGGGCCUCGGCAAGACGCUCCAGUCCGUUUCCAUGCUGGGUUACCUCCAAAACGAACAGCAAAUCCAGGGGCCGUUCCUAGUUGUCGUCCCGCUCUCUGUCGUAACCAACUGGGUUAAGGAGUUUCGCAAGUGGGUUCCCGACAUGAACAUCGUGGUUUACGUCGGUAACCGCGCGAGCCGGGACCUGAUCAUGAGCAACGAGUUCUGGACGGGGCGCAAGAGCGGGCGGGCGGUCAAGUUCAACGCGCUGAUCACGACGUACGAGAUCGUGAUGAAGGACAAGACGAAGCUGUCGCAGAUCAAGUGGAGCUACCUCAUGGUCGACGAGGCGCACCGGCUCAAGAACCACGAGGCCGCGCUCUACACCUCGCUCAUGGAGUUCUCCUCCAAGAACAAGCUGCUCAUCACCGGCACGCCUCUUCAAAACAACAUCGAGGAGCUCUGGGCUCUGCUGCACUUCCUCGAGCCCAGAAAGUUCCCCUUCGAAAACCGGGAGGCCUUCAUUGACCGGUACAAGGCUCUGCAGGACGUCAAAGACGUCGCAGAGUUGCACGAGGAGCUGCGCCCGCACCUACUUCGGCGCGUCAUCAAGGACGUCGAGAAGUCGCUGCCGCCCAAGUACGAGCGGAUAUUGCGAGUCGGGAUGUCACCCCUGCAGAAGCAGUACUACAAGUGGAUCUUGGAGCGCAACUUCCAGGACCUCAACCGCGGCGCCAAGGGCGGCGGCCAGCUGUCCCUCCUCAACGUCGUGGUCGAACUCAAGAAGUGCUGCAACCACCCGUUCCUCUUCGAAAGCGCAGAGCACGGCUACGCGGGUGACUCGGGGGACCGCACGCGCGUGCAGCGCCUCGUGCUGAGCAGCGGGAAGCUGGUGCUGCUGGACAAGCUGCUGACGCGGCUCAAGGAGACGGGGCACCGCGUGCUCAUCUUCUCGCAGAUGGUUCGUAUGCUCGACAUUCUGGGCGAGUACCUGAGCCUCAAGGGCUACAAGUCGCAGCGCCUGGACGGGUCCACGCGCGCCGACCUGCGCCACCAGGCCAUGGAGCACUUCAACGCCCCCGGGAGCGAGGACUUCUGCUUCCUGCUCUCCACGCGGGCGGGCGGGCUCGGCGUGAACCUUGCGACCGCGGAUACAGUCAUCAUCUUUGACUCGGACUGGAACCCGCAGAAUGAUCUGCAGGCGAUGAGCCGUGCGCACAGGAUCGGGCAGCAGGACGUGGUCAACAUCUACAGGUUCGUGACAAGCGGCAGCGUGGAAGAGGACAUUCUCGAGCGCGCGCGCCAGAAGAUGAUUCUGGACCACUUGGUCAUCCAGAAGAUGAACGCGUCGGGGCAGUUGUACCUGGACAACAAGGGGCGGCAGGGCAACAAGGGCGGCAAGAUGUUCAAGGAGGACGACUUAAAAGCGAUCCUGCGGUUUGGCGCGGAGGAUCUGUUCAAGGACAAGGAGAGCGGCGAGGAGAGCGAGAAGAAGCUGGAGAACAUGGACAUCGACGAGAUCCUGGCGCGCGCAGAGAAGGUGGAUGCCGUAGCCGCCGCGGGCGCCGAGGAAGGCAGCGACGACUUGAUGGGCACGUUCAAAGUGGCCAACUUCACGAGCAACGAGGACGACUCCACCUUUUGGAACCGGCUCAUCCAGCCGGUUGCGGCGGAGGAGGAAGCGGGGCUGGGGCAGAGGGCGGCCAGGGACCGCCCGGUGAAGACAUACAUGGAGGAGCAAAUGGAGGAGACCGACAAAAAGGCCCGGCCCAAGGACCGCAAACGAGACAAGCCCCGCAGUCGGGGCACCCCUCUGAAGAAAGCGGCACGGGAAGAAAGCGUUCCGGAGGCUGCACCGAUCGAAGGCGCGCACGCGCGAGUUUCGGAGUGGGGGGGCGGGCGGGGCCUCUCGAAGAAGGACGCGGCGGCCUUUGUGAAGGCGGUCAAGAAGUUUGGGGACGAGAGCCGGAUGGACCUAAUCGCCGAGGAGGCUGGGGGGGCAGUCGAUAACGCCGAACCACACGACCAAGCGGACCUGUACCGGGCACUCCAUCGGGGGUGCAAGGCCGCUGUUGCCGCCGAAGAAGACAACGAGGAGCGCGCAAAGGGGGGACCGGUGCUCGACUUCUUCGGUGUUCCGGUGAAAGCGGCGGAAGUGCUGUCGCGGAUCAAGGAGCUGACGCUCCUGGCGAAAAGCGUGCGGCGGUUCAACGACCCGCCGUCGCAGUACCGGCUGAAGUCCCACCCAAAGAACCCGCAAUGGCACAAGACGUGCGGAUGGACGCAGGUGGACGACGCGCACCUGCUGCUGGGCGUGCACUUCCACGGCUUCGGCAACUGGGAGAAGAUGCGCACCGACGAGCGGCUCGGGCUGGACCACAAGAUCGCGGCAGCCGGGCUGAGCGCCCACGAGACGACUCUCCCGCGCGCGGUGCACUUAGACGCGCGAGCGGCAAAACUGCUGAAAGAGGAACGGGAACAUAUCGAGGGGCCAUCGAAAGCGAUGAAAGGCCCGCUGCUCCUGCGGAAGCCGGCGGGGGGGGGUGUGCAGAGGGGGAGGAAAGAGGGGGGGAAACGGGAGAGGGACGAGGAAGAAGAGGGGGAAGUGGGGCGCGAGGAGGGGGAGAUCUCGGGGGGGGAGGAGAAGUGGAAGAAGAAGAAAAGGCGGCGGGUGGAGGAUUCCGGGGGGGUGAAAGGCAAGCGGAAAGAGGGGGCGAGGAGGGAAGAGCGCCCGGCGAAGAAAGAGCGGGGGGCGGGGGGGGAUAAGGAGGCGAGGAAGGAUGCGGAGCGGGCGAGGAAAGACGAGAAGUGGCGCCGGUGGUGCGCGGAGGAGAUGAGUGAGAUGCAGCCGACGCUGGACAAGCUGCAGGGGCUGCAGGACCGAGACGACCUGAGCAAGAAAGAGACGAUCGCCAAGGUGAAGAAGUACCUCAAGACGCUGGGGGAGCACAUCGAUAUGGUCAUUGACGACCACCCGGGGCAAGAUCCGGAGAGACUCGCAAAUCGGCUCUGGGCCUACACGGCGACCUUCUCCUCGAUGGAAGGGACAAAGCUGGCUGACGUCUACCAAAAGCUCAAGGCCCAAAAGAAGUCCCCCGAGGAGCCUCCCCCUCCACCAUCGCACCGUUGGCCCCCCCCAGAAAAAGCACUUCACGCACGCCCUGCAAGCGGCGAGCGCUUCCCUCGGGAGGGCGAUUCUCGACGACCCGAAAGAGAAGCCUAUGCGGGCCGCGGUCGCCCCGUGUCUCGCGAUCAACCACGAGUGCACUCCCCCAACAUUCUGCUGGUGGAGAGGCCCCCAUCGAGGGAGCUAUUGGCGGCUGAUGGGCUAAGGCCCCCAAGCAGGGACCGGUUGCCCUUGGACCGGGGGGUUCCAGCUAGGGGCGAUUACUACCCCCCAGAGCGAGCAGCGCCGUACCUAGACCCGCACGACCGCCCCUUCGUCGGCGGGAGGGGAGCGCCGCCGACGUAUUCGGCUGAGAGGCCGCGAUACCCUGUCAGAGGUGACGUAGGGUAUGACGUCAGGCUGGAUUACCCGGCGGAUCCUCUCGCCGGGCGGCACCGGGCGGCGCCGAACGUUUUGCCGGAGAUGGUCCCGGUCGGGCGGGGGCCUGUCCCCGAGAUGGAGCCCCCCCAGGAAGCUUAUAGGUGGCGGGAAAGAGGCGCGCUAGAGCCCGGUUACCUGGGACCUUCAGAGGUUCCGCCGGGCGGCCCCGGUUGGAGGGGCGGCGAGUUUGAAGCCGCACCUCGGUGGGGGGGCCAAGCGCGAAGGUGGCGGGACGAGCCGGAACCAGUUCCGGUGCCACCGCCUCCGGGCCGCUGGGGAAGGGUAGAGCCCGGGUAUAGUGCCCGGGAGCGGCAGAUGUGGCAAACCGAGUACCCGCCAAGAGAAGACUGGGCCCGGGGAGGGGGGCCGGGGCGAGGGUAUGGCGGUCGGGGCUUUGAGCCCCAGGAACGGAUAUCUCCACGGGGGAUGCCGGAAAUUGUGCGUGAGCCUCUGUGGGACGGACCUCCUAGACCGGGUAGGACGGCGGGGAGUUAUGGCGAAGAAGCCCCGGGGCGAAGGUGGGAGGCGGCGGCUGCGCCUCUGAGCGUUGAUAAGAAAGUCAUUGUUGAGGAGAGGACAGAUCCAACUAAUUCUGCAGAAACGUGAGCUCUAAUGCAUGUAGACGACUAGCAUUUGUCGAGGCCUGCAGGAAAGCGCAAGCCCCCGCCGGAAUUCGAGAGUGGGACGUUGCGCAGGGUUGAUCUCUUAAUGCUGAGGCCUGCCCGUUGAUUCUUUUAGGAGUGUACUUGACCUAGUUUCUAACAAGAAUGUGACGAGCAGCUGGCACGGCCCAAGGAUGCAAGUCCGGCUCUUCAGAUGUUUGAACGAUGCAUGCACUUCAGCUGAAUCGGCACCAAUUGGGAC
Klebsormidium nitens is the source of this 6984-nucleotide messenger RNA. The record is from the annotation of a GenBank genome assembly. NCBI's taxonomy places the organism in Eukaryota, Viridiplantae, Streptophyta, Klebsormidiophyceae, Klebsormidiales, Klebsormidiaceae.